Dovyalis caffra is the source of this 2277-nucleotide messenger RNA. Lineage: Eukaryota; Viridiplantae; Streptophyta; Magnoliopsida; Malpighiales; Salicaceae. The record is from the annotation of a GenBank genome assembly.
AUGAACCCAUCAGCGGAAUUUGUAGAGCAAGGAAUAUCUCCACAGAUUGCAAAGAGGGCAUCCUGCCUGAGCGUGAUCACAUUGGCUUAUCAAAGUCUCGGAGUAGUUUAUGGUGACCUUAGUACAUCCCCUCUCUACGUUUACAAGACCACUUUCUCUGGGAAGUUGAGUCUUCAUGAGGAUGACGAGGAAAUUUAUGGAGUGCUUUCCUUUAUCUUUUGGACAUUUACUCUCAUUGCUCUUGUCAAAUACAUUUUCUUUGUCAUGUCAGCUGAUGACAAUGGUGAAGGUGGUACCUUUGCUUUGUACUCUCUUCUUUGCCGACAUGCAAAACUAAGCAUUUUACCAAAUCAACACGCCACAGAUGAAAAGCUGUCUACCUAUGCAACAGAAGCAUCUGCAGACACAUGGCAGAGUUCUACUCUGAAGUCAUUCUUUGAGAAGCAUCCAAGAUGUCACAAAGUGCUGUUGAUUUUUGUUCUUCUGGGGACCUGUAUGGCAAUUGGUGAUGGCGUACUCACUCCUACAAUAUCAGUCCUUUCAGCUGUUUCAGGGGUCAAAGUUAAGAUCUCCGGUCUCCAUGAUAAUUAUGUCGUUAUAAUCUCGUGUGUCAUACUGGUGGGGCUUUUCUCUCUUCAGCAUUAUGGAACAAACAGAGUUGCUUUCAUGUUUGCUCCUAUUGUCACAGCAUGGCUUCUGUGUAUUAGUAGCAUUGGAAUAUACAACAUAUUCCGGUGGAAUCGACAUGUAUUUUGUGUGAUAUCUCCCAUUUACAUGCUGAAGUUUCUUAAAAAUACUGGCAUUGAGGGAUGGGUGUCGCUAGGUGGAGUUGUCCUUUCAAUUACAGGAGUGGAGACGAUGUUUGCAGACUUGGGCCAUUUUUCAUCAUCAUCAAUAAAGGUUGCCUUCACAUGUCUGGUAUAUCCCUGUUUAAUUCUUGCAUAUAUGGGUGAGGCUGCAUUCCUUUCCAAGCAUCAUGAAGAUAUCCAAAGAAGCUUCUACAAAGCUAUACCAGAAUCUGUGUUUUGGCCAGUGUUCAUAGUGGCAACGUUUGCAGCUGUGGUAGGAAGUCAGGCUGUAAUAUCAGCUACAUUUUCCAUGAUAAGCCAGUGUUGUGCCCUGAAUUGCUUUCCUCGUGUGAAAAUUGUUCAUACUUCAAGUAAAAUAUAUGGGCAGAUAUACAUUCCAGAGGUCAAUUGGAUGUUAAUGUGCCUUUGUUUGGCUGUGACAAUUGGAUUGAGGGACACUAACAUGAUGGGCCAUGCAUAUGGGCUGGCUGUCACUACUGUUAUGUUCGUGACAACUUGCUUGAUGGCACUGGUGAUGAUAAUUGUGUGGAAGAAAAAAAUAAUUAGUGCAGUUGCUUUCUUAAUAUUUUUUGGUUCAAUUGAACUGCUUUACAUUUCAGCAUCGGUUUACAAGGUGCCAGAAGGUGGUUGGAUUCCCCUUGUGCUGUCUUUGAUCUUUAUGGCUGUAAUGUACAUAUGGAACUAUGGAACAAUGAAGAAACACCAAUUUGAUGUGGAGAACAAGGUUUCAAUGAAUAGGAUAGUGUCACUAGGACCUAGCCUGGGCAUGGUCCGUGUUCCAGGAAUAGGGCUUGUUUACUCCAACCUGGCUAUUGGAGUGCCUGCUGUUUUUGGACACUUUGUCACAAACCUGCCUGCAUUCCAUCAGGUGCUAGUUUUUGUCUGUGUUAAAUCUGUUCAAGUUCCUCAUGUCAGUGAAAAUGAACGGCUCCUCAUCAGUAGGGUUGGCCCGAAGGAGUAUGGCAUGUUUCGGUGCAUUGUAAGGUAUGGUUACAAAGAUCUACAACAGGAAAACUAUGAUUUUGAGAACAGAUUGGUAUCUGGAAUAGUUCAGUUUGUAGAAACAGAAGAAGAAAAUGCAUCAGAACUGACAAGUGAAUCAUUUAGGGAAUUUGAAAACUCGGCUUUUAAAGGCUUUGUUGCUUCAGAGCACCCUUAUACAAACUCAAGUCACAAGGUGCAAUCUUCAUGUGAUAUUCAAGCAGAAGUGGCUGAAACUGGUAUUGGAUGUCUGGAAAAUACUCAACUUAAACACGAAUCAUUUCAAAUACUGAAAGCUAAGGAGUCUGGUGUCGCUUACAUUCUCGGGCAUUCUCAUGCCAAGGCAAAGAAAUCAUCCUCCAUUAUCAAGAAAUUUGCAAUCAAUGUGGUAUAUGCUUUUCUGAGCAAGAAUUCUAGAGAACCUGAUGUUGUUCUUAAUGUGCCUCACACCUCUUUGCUCGAGGUUGGCAUGAUAUAUUAUGUCUAA